Molecule: messenger RNA, 2142 nt
Organism: Anopheles maculipalpis
Lineage: Eukaryota; Metazoa; Arthropoda; Insecta; Diptera; Culicidae
Exons: 6
Coding region: 1-2142 (713 amino acids)
Source: RefSeq, a predicted model, not a curated record
AUGGACAGGCUAUCUAAAAUAAUAGUAAAAAAGUAUUUUCCUAGUUUUGAAAACUUCCAACCUCGAGAUCGUGUCACGAAUGACGAAUAUAGGAUCGUAAAGAGAUGCACGCUGGAUGAUUUACUCGAGACCGAAUCGAAUCCGGCCGGUCUGGAACAGAUUUGCGAAGGAGAAAAGAUGCAAACAGCGGAAUAUUACAAACAGAAAAAGAAAAAUUUUGAACGAAAUCUGGCAAAAUUCCACCGUAAACCUGCGCCUAUUCCGCGACAGCGUCGUGUUGUUAGGACAGGGGUACCUACUACGCACGCUAAUCUUACGGAUGCUAAUGGCAAUCCAUCUGUUGCAGCUCAGGAUAACCAGCUUGCCUCUCAUGAUAAUCAACCUACAACUCAAUUUAUUGUAGCAGAAGAGUUGCAGGAACCGACUAGGUCCAAUGACGCCUACAAACCACAACAUGAUCCAUAUCAGCUGCCGGAAGAAAUGGCACCCUUACCAUCUAUACAGCCGUCUGCACUGUUACCCGAAGAUGACAACUUUGGCAGUCAGGAUGUGGACGGGGCUCGGGAUUUUUUGCAAUUAUGCACCGGUGAGGAGUUACCACCGAUGUCGCUGAGAGAAUCAAUGACGCGCGAGAUGUUGAUGGCACAGUUUCCCAGCCUCCCGAAGAUUGCACCGAUGGUGGACAACUUUCAAGAGCUAGACUUGAGAGGAAUCAAUACACCUCUGUUCAAAAGGCCGUUACAGACCAGUACACCGCUUGUAGCGAGUGUUGAACAAGUUGCACAAUUACCGCUGCCUGCACUGGAAGAACUGAUUCCAGAGCAGGAAUUGGUUGACGAACAAGUCAUUCCGAACGCGACUGUUGAAACGGUUCCAACAGCUACUGCACCCGUUUCAACAUCAACUGCACCGGUUUUAACAUCAAUUGCCCCCGUUUCAACAUCAGCUGCACCCAUUCCAAUAUCAGCUGCAUCCGUUCCGACAUCAGCUGCAUCCAUUCCAACGGGUGAAAGUUCUGAGCAAAGGAAUGCUGAGGUGGCACAGCUACUGCUAUCUACCAGUUCCUCCACGAAUCAUUCAGAAGUAUUUGCACCACAACCAAGACGCAUUCAACGAGAGGUCUCAUUUACCAGACAGCUGGUGCCGUACCCAUCGACCGCACCAAUGCCAAGGGAAAGGCGAAAUUUCGAUAUCUUCAGUUUUCGCUGUCCUACGAUUUGGAACAAAACGAUACAAGACGUUCAAACACAACUAGAAGCACGUUUGAAACAACAAUUGCGGGAAGUACCUACAACACGGGAGGCGUUGACGGAUAAGAGGAUGGAUUCAGGCUUCCAACAAUUGCGAGAAGUACCCAUUCUACGGGAGGCUUUAACGGAUCAAAGGGUAGAUUCAGGUUUUCAGCAGACGACAGUGGACGAUGUUCCUAAAGGUAACUUGACCGAACCAUCGAACUUGCAAAUAGAUGCUGAAGUACCCGGCAAACUAGAUCCGACACUGACAUCGGAUAUAAUUGCGACCAUGCAACCGAUCUCACUAGAUCAGCCGGGUUCAAUUGAUGUACAGUUGGUAGAAGUCUCAGAUCGCGUCCAGUUGAAACUUGCAUCUACAGCGUCGUCUUUCAGCCAAGAGAAAACGACAGUAGAGAAAAGAUUACCGGUGGUACAGCAUGUUCCUUUAUUACAGGAAUCGGCAGCAAAUACUGUCAUGCAACCGGUAAUCGUAACAGAAUCAAAUCACCAUAAGAAAGGUCAACAGAAGAGGCAAAAUAAGAAAACGAUGCAGAACGAGAUUGAUCCAAUAUCUGAUAUAAGCUCAGUACUGUUUAACCAGGCGAAGGAACUCGACCCAAUUCCGGAAGACGAUGAUUUUGUGCCAGAUAUAGCACCACUAGAUGCUACGAUCGUCGACAUACUGAACGUAGUACAGGGGGAAAUGAGCAACACGAAGAUAGAUUCGGUUCCAGUAGAACGCUUAGAGCAGUUGUUACGUAUUGAUUCCGCUCUGGCCGCAGCGAAAAUGUUCAAAAACUUCAUACUUCUGAGGAUGGCUGGUCUGCUGGAGAUCGAGACAAACGCUCAAUUGCGUAUUGCUAACGUUAGUAUCAAACUGCCACAGGUAGAUGAUCUUGAUAUACUUUAA